AUGGGAACUCUCGAUACUACCCACAUAGCACUUGUUCACAGAGCCAUUUUGCUGCGAAGCUUGUCACUGGUCGGUGACUACUGCAAGGAAGAAGUGUACCCGCGCGUGAGGAGCGGCCUUAGCACUGCGGUAGCCCGAACCAGGAGCACUGAAACACGGACUGUUAACCAUGGUAGUGAGGAUCUGCAGCCUGAGGAAUCGCCUCUGUCAUUGAAGAAUGACCUAAGUACAACAGCAAAACCUACCACAAGCACUCAAACACUGACUGUUAACCAUGGUAGUGAGGAUCUGCAGCCUGAGGAAUCGCCUCUGUCAUUGAAGAAUGACCUAAGUACAACAGCAAAACCUACCACAAGCACUCAAACACUGGGCAAAGAUGCGCAGAAACAACUCGCGGCUGAGGAUGCAGAAACUCCCUGCACAAGCAAAAUACACAAUGUAGAUGAAAAUGAGGCUGAAGUCGAGAAUUUCUCAAAAGGAACCGAAAUGACUUCAGAUAGAGUAUCGCGAAGUAUUCACAAAGAAUUGCACAAUUUGGCAGUACCCAAAGAAAUAAAAUCUGCCAUAACUACCAUGAAAGACAAUCCAUUGAUUAAGAAAAUGUCUCGCUGCUUAAAGAAUGGUUCCCCUAAAGAAGAGGAGUUGCCAGCGGAUGGUCAAAUAGACAGCUUGAAGGAAGAGAGAGAUCUAAUGUCUGCCUUAGAACGUGCAGAUGCAGACCUAAUGGCCUUGAGGAAGAGCGUGGAGCAUUUCAACGAAGACUGCUCAAUAUUAUGUCCCUGUAGAUUCUAA
Cryptotermes secundus is the source of this 792-nucleotide messenger RNA. RefSeq lists its product as uncharacterized. Bases 1 to 792 code for a protein of 263 amino acids. The transcript is spliced from 5 exons. The record is from RefSeq and is a predicted model, not a curated record. Lineage: Eukaryota; Metazoa; Arthropoda; Insecta; Blattodea; Kalotermitidae.